Molecule: messenger RNA, 3078 nt
Organism: Rhododendron vialii
Lineage: Eukaryota; Viridiplantae; Streptophyta; Magnoliopsida; Ericales; Ericaceae
Exons: 20
Coding region: 236-2947 (903 amino acids)
Biological process (GO): DNA replication; double-strand break repair via homologous recombination
Cellular component (GO): cytoplasm; chromosome; nucleus
Molecular function (GO): nucleic acid binding; four-way junction helicase activity; 3'-5' DNA helicase activity
Source: RefSeq, a predicted model, not a curated record
CGAAAUUGAGACUACAUAUCAAUUACACGGUUUACAUUGAUACAAUCAUAAUUACAGGGACGAAAUUGAGAUUUUUUUGAUCAUCUUGCCCCAUUGGAGAAGCGCGGGAAACCAAGCUAUACUUUACCUUCCUGUCUCGAUCAUCGUCCCCAUUUUUCGCCCUUGAUAGGUUUUUCCUCUUCCCCGCCGACGCCUCCAGCCCUCGGCGUUUUCUCUCGACGGCGAAGCGAACAAAAUGGAGUUCGCUCUUAAGAAAUUUUUUGGAUACUCGACCUUCCGCCCGUACCAAAAAGAGAUCAUUGAGACAAUUCUGGAGGGAAAGGAUAGCUUGGUUGUCAUGGCCACCGGAAGUGGGAAGUCAUUGUGCUAUCAGGUUCCGCCACUGAUUGUGAAGAAAACAGCUGUAGUCAUAAGCCCUCUUUUAUCUCUGAUGCAAGAUCAGGUUAUGGCUUUAAGACAGCGAGGCAUUAAGGCCGAACAUCUCUCCAGUGCUCAAACUGACUCUAGCGUGCAACGUAGUGCUGAGAGUGGUCAAUUUGAUAUUCUGUACAUGACUCCAGAAAAGGCGUGUUCAAUUUCUAACAGUUUUUGGUCGAAUUUGCUAGACAGGGGAAUUUGUCUAUUGGCUGUUGAUGAAGCGCAUUGCAUUUCAGAGUGGGGCCAUGAUUUCAGGGUGGAAUACAAACAGCUAUGCAAGUUACGCAGUACUCUUCCAAAUGUUCCAUUUGUUGGAUUAACAGCAACUGCGACUGAAAAGGUUAGGAAGGAUAUUAUGAAUUCACUUAAGAUGAGAGAUCCUUGUGUUACUAUUGGCUCCUUUGAUCGCAAGAAUCUUUUCUAUGGAGUCAAAUCUUUCAGUCGUGGUGCUUUAUUUGUGGAUGAGCUUGUUGGAGAAGUCUCUAAAUGUGUGGCAACUGCUGGAUCAACUAUUAUAUACUGUACAACCAUCAAAGAUGUUCAACAGAUUUUCGAGUCACUUCUCAAGGCAGGAAUUAAAGUUGGAAUGUAUCAUGGUCAAAUGGGUAAUAAAGCUCGCGAGGAGUCACACAGAUCAUUUAUCAGAGAUGAAUUUGAUGUCAUGGUUGCCACUAUUGCCUUUGGCAUGGGUAUUGAUAAGCCAAACAUAAGGAAUGUCAUGCAUUAUGGCUGCCCAAAGAGUUUAGAGUCCUAUUACCAAGAAAGUGGGCGAUGUGGUCGAGAUGGCAUUGCUUCUAUGUGUUGGCUUUAUUAUACGGGAGGCGACUUUGGAAAAGCUGACUUCUAUUGUGGAGAAGCAAGCUCGGAAAGUCAAAGAACAGCUAUUAUGGAGUCGUUUAUGGCUGCAAAACGUUAUUGCAUGCUUACAACUUGCAGAAGAAAAUUUUUGCUGGACUAUUUUGGGGAAAAAAAUGCACCUGACAAAUGUGGAACUUGUGAUAACUGCACCACCUCAAGGAAGGAAAGUGACAUGUCUAGAGAAGCAUUUCUUCUAAUUUCAAGCAUUCAGUCUUGUGGGGGUAAUUGGGGCCUCAAUAUGCCUAUAGAUGUUCUUCGUGGAUCUCGAGCCAAGAAAAUUAUCAAUGCUCAGUUUGACAAGCUUCCACUUCAUGGGCUUGGGAAAGAGUUAUCAGCAAAUUGGUGGAAAGCUCUAGCUUACCAAUUAAUUUCUCAUGGUUAUUUGACCGAGACAAUUAGAGACACAUUUAAGAUUGUAAGUGUCAGUCCUAAAGGAUUGCAGUUUCUGAGAUCUUCCAAACCUGAUGAUCAACCUAUGUUGGUUCUGCCGGUGACUAGUGAAAUGUCUGGUGAUGAGGAACACAGAAACAAAUUUAGUGAAUUUGGAGAGGUCAAUGGUUUGGCUCCUUCAAAAUAUGAGGGUCUGUCAGAGGCUGAGGGACAACUCUAUAACAUGCUCUUGGAAGAGAGAAUGAAGCUUGCAAGAGCUGUUGGAACUGCUCCUUAUGCUUUAUGCGGUGAUCAAACAUUGAAAAAGAUAGCAUUGACGAGGCCAUCUACUAAAGCGAGGCUGGCAAACAUUGAUGGUGUCAACCAGCACCUUUUGACGAAGUAUGGGGAUCGUUUCAUUCAAAGUGUUAAAUCUCUAUCGGAACGUUUAAACCUUUCGUUAGACGGGAUCACGGAAAUACAACCUACUAUUGCAAAAUCAACAAUGCAUGCAGUACCAAAGCCGGACAGAAAAAUAACACCAGCCAAAUAUGAAGCUUGGAAAAUGUGGCAUGAGGACGGUCUCUCGUUUCAAAAAAUUGCUAAUGUUCCUAGUAGACCAGCUCCAAUAAAAGAAGGAACCGUUGCCGGAUAUGUUGUUGAUGCUGCCCUAGAAGGAUAUCCAAUUGAUUGGGCCAGACUCCUUGAGGAAAUGGGACUAACAUGUGAGAUUUAUGGACAUAUACAGACCGCCAUCCUAAAAGUUGGUUCAAAAGACAAGUUGAAGCCUAUCAAAGAUGAGUUACCAGAAGAGAUAACUUAUGCACAUAUCAAGGCAUGUUUGGCAAUGCAAGAUUUGGGGAUGUCGCCAGAAGAAGUAAUUCCACCUGGUCACCUCUCUAGCUGCAGAAGUAAUGAGACAUCGGAUUUACUACAGAAAUCCAGUCAUCCAUGCCACGUGGAAGGACCUUGUGAAUCUAAAAGACCAGCUGGAAACUUUGCUGGUCAUAAUUUUCUGGGUAACUGUAACGGAGCAGACUCUGCUCCGCUGGUCUAUGACGAUGAUCUGCUUUCACUAAGCAAACGCCAAAAGGUGAAUGCAGCAGAAGAAGACCCUCUUGCAGUGGGGGCAACAGAGAGUUCAUUGUUAAACUGGAUUAAGAACUACGAUCAAGGAGUUUCACUUUCUGAUAUUUUGAAGCACUUCUAUGGAUCUGCAGAAGAGUCUGUGCUUGAACUGCUGAGCUGCCUUGAAAGUGAGUUUAUGAUAUUUAAGAAGAAUAACAUGUAUAUACUUUUGUAACAUAUCUAUGCUUGGUUCGUCAAGAAUUGGACUUCAUGUUGUUUGAAAAGGAGAAUUUUCGGUAGCUAGUACAACCCGUUUAAAGUCUAAUGGAUGUACAUGACUCUUCUUAUGGCAAAUUGCUCUCUCUC